Miniopterus natalensis is the source of this 1179-nucleotide messenger RNA. It is a transcript of the gene DNASE1L3, whose product is annotated as deoxyribonuclease 1L3. Gene Ontology annotation, biological process: apoptotic DNA fragmentation; programmed cell death involved in cell development. NCBI's taxonomy places the organism in Eukaryota, Metazoa, Chordata, Mammalia, Chiroptera, Miniopteridae. Gene Ontology annotation, molecular function: DNA binding; deoxyribonuclease I activity. The record is from RefSeq and is a predicted model, not a curated record. Gene Ontology annotation, cellular component: nucleus.
CUUCAGUUCCUCACAGAAGUGAAAGUAGCAACUAGGAAUCCAGUAAUUCCUGUUAUCUGCAAGCUUUAUAAGGCAGCUGAGUGAGGAGGUGGCUUAAAGAGGUGGCUGGGAGCCUGCACGCCAAACACUGCUGUCCUCGAGCUGAGCCCUGAAUCCAGGAGCAGUGCCAGGAUGUCUCUGCCGCUGGCCGCCCUGCUGCUGCUCCUCUCCAUCGACGGCGCCCUGGCCCUCAGGGUCUGCUCUUUUAACGUGCAGUCCUUUGGGGAAACCAAGAGGGAAAACCAGAAGGCCAUGGAUGUCAUCGUGAAGGUCAUCAAACGCUGCGACAUCAUACUCUUGAUGGAAAUCAAGGACAGCUCCAACCAAAUCUGUCCCACGCUGAUGGAGAGGCUGAAUGGAAAUUCAAGAGACACAACAUACAACUGUGUGAUUAGCUCUCGGCUCGGAAGAAAGACAUAUAAAGAACAGUAUGCCUUUCUCUAUAAGGAAAAGCUAGUGUCUGUGAAGAAAAGAUACCUCUACCAUGACGAUCAGGCUGGAGACGGAGAUGUAUUUUCCAGGGAGCCCUUUGUGGUCUGGUUCCAGUCACCCUACACCACUGUCAAGGACUUCGUGAUCGUCCCCCUGCACACCACCCCCGAGGCAUCCGUUAAAGAGAUUGAUGAGCUGGUCGAUGUCUACGAGGAUGUGAAACGCCGUUGGAAGGCAGAGAAUUUCAUUUUCAUGGGCGACUUCAAUGCAGGUUGCAGCUAUGUCCCCAAGAAGGCCUGGAACAACAUCCGCCUGAGGACAGACAUCAAGUUUAUUUGGCUGAUUGGGGACCAAGAAGACACCACUGUCAAGAUGAGCACCAACUGUGCAUAUGACAGGAUCGUGCUGAGAGGACAAGAGAUCGUCAACUCUGUUGUUGCCAAAUCAAGCGGCAUCUUUAACUUCCAGAAAGCAUAUAAGUUAACCGAACAGGAGGCCCUGGAUGUCAGUGACCACUUUCCUGUUGAAUUCAAACUACAGCCUUCAGAAGUCUACACCAGCAGAAAAAAAUAUUUCUCUUCAAAGAAGAGAAAUAAGGCCCGCCGCUCCUAGAUACAGGGGCAGAAUUUUAUUAACCAUUUCUUGCCUCUAAAUAAAACAGCUCCAACAAGUAAGAACUGCUCCCUGCACUUAGGAAACAAGACUGAU